CAAGGAUCAGAGUUCGGGGGCUGAGGGCUCAGACGUUCUUCUCUGCCCUCUCCACCAUGAGGAGAAACCAGCUGCCCACACCAGCUUUUCUUUUACUGUUCCUGCUUCUUCCCAGAGAUGCCACCACAGCUACUGCAAAACCACAAUAUGUGGUGCUGGUCCCGUCAGAGGUCUAUUCAGGAGUCCCUGAAAAGGCCUGUGUCAGCCUCAACCAUGUGAAUGAGACUGUGAUGCUCAGCUUAACUCUAGAGUAUGCAAUGCAGCAAACGAAGCUCCUCACAGACCAGGCUGUGGAUAAGGACUCCUUCUACUGCAGCCCCUUCACGAUCUCAGGUUCACCUUUACCCUACACAUUCAUUACUGUGGAGAUAAAAGGACCAACGCAGCGCUUCAUAAAGAAGAAGUCAAUACAAAUAAUAAAAGCUGAGAGCCCAGUCUUUGUCCAGACAGACAAACCCAUAUACAAACCAGGACAGAUAGUGAAAUUCCGAGUUGUUUCUGUGGACAUCAGUUUUCGCCCGUUGAAUGAAACGUUCCCUGUCGUUUAUAUUGAGACUCCCAAGAGGAACCGAAUUUUUCAAUGGCAAAAUAUCCAUCUGGCAGGAGGACUCCACCAGCUCUCUUUCCCACUGUCUGUUGAGCCAGCUCUGGGUAUCUACAAGGUUGUAGUGCAGAAGGACUCAGGGAAGAAAAUAGAACACUCCUUUGAGGUGAAGGAAUACGUUUUACCCAAAUUUGAGGUGAUAAUAAAAAUGCAGAAGACUAUGGCUUUCCUGGAAGAGGAACUUCCUAUAACUGCUUGUGGCGUAUACACAUAUGGAAAGCCUGUUCCCGGUCUGGUGACAUUGAGAGUGUGCAGAAAAUAUUCACGAUACCGCUCCACCUGCCAUAACCAAAACUCAAUGAGUAUCUGUGAAGAAUUCAGCCAACAGGCAGAUGAUAAAGGAUGUUUCAGACAAGUUGUAAAAACCAAAGUAUUCCAGCUCAGACAAAAAGGCCACGACAUGAAGAUAGAGGUGGAAGCCAAAAUCAAAGAGGAAGGAACAGGAAUAGAACUAACUGGUAUUGGAUCAUGUGAAAUAGCAAAUGCCUUAAGCAAACUGAAAUUUACUAAAGUAAAUACAAAUUACAGGCCUGGGCUACCUUUCUCUGGACAGGUUCUUCUUGUUGAUGAGAAGGGUAAACCAAUCCCCAACAAAAACAUAACUUCCGUCGUGUCUCCACUUGGGUACCUGUCCAUUUUUACUACGGAUGAGCAUGGCUUGGCUAACAUUUCCAUUGACACUUCCAACUUCACAGCUCCGUUUUUGAGAGUUGUGGUCACCUACAAGCAGAACCAUGUCUGCUAUGAUAACUGGUGGCUUGAUGAAUUUCACACACAGGCAGACCAUUCUGCAACUCUAGUCUUUUCUCCAAGCCAGAGUUAUAUUCAACUUGAACUUGUUUUUGGUACUUUGGCCUGUGGGCAAACUCAGGAGAUUCGGAUACACUACCUCUUGAAUGAAGAUAUCAUGAAGAAUGAAAAAGACUUAACCUUUUACUAUCUGAUCAAAGCAAGGGGAAGCAUCUUCAACUUAGGAAGCCAUGUGUUGUCGCUUGAACAAGGAAACAUGAAAGGAGUCUUUUCCCUCCCAAUUCAAGUGGAGCCAGGCAUGGCUCCCGAGGCUCAGCUGCUCAUUUAUGCUAUUUUACCUAAUGAAGAACUUGUCGCUGAUGCUCAGAAUUUUGAAAUCGAGAAGUGUUUUGCCAACAAGGUAAAUUUGAGUUUCCCAUCAGCACAGAGCCUGCCAGCCUCUGACACCCACCUGAAGGUCAAAGCCGCGCCUCUGUCCCUCUGUGCCCUCACUGCAGUAGACCAGAGUGUGCUGCUACUGAAGCCCGAAGCCAAGCUCUCACCUCAGUCAAUCUACAAUUUGCUGCCAGGAAAGACUGUCCAGGGUGCCUUCUUUGGUGUCCCAGUGUACAAAGACCAUGAGAACUGCAUCAGCGGAGAAGACAUCACUCACAAUGGGAUCGUGUACACGCCAAAGCACUCUCUGGGCGAUAAUGAUGCACACAGCAUUUUUCAGUCUGUAGGAAUAAAUAUUUUUACCAACUCCAAAAUCCACAAACCACGCUUUUGUCAAGAGUUUCAACACUAUCCGGCAAUGGGAGGAGUGGCACCUCAAGCCUUAGCUGUGGCUGCUUCAGGCCCAGGAUCCAGCUUCAGAGCAAUGGGCGUGCCGAUGAUGGGGUUGGACUACUCUGAUGAAAUUAAUCAGGUGGUGGAAGUAAGAGAGACAGUGCGGAAGUACUUCCCUGAGACCUGGAUCUGGGACCUGGUGCCACUGGACGUAUCCGGGGACGGUGAAUUGGCGGUAAAGGUCCCCGACACCAUCACUGAGUGGAAGGCCAGUGCAUUCUGCUUGUCUGGAACCACUGGCCUUGGCCUCUCCUCCACCAUCUCCCUUCAAGCCUUCCAGCCCUUCUUCUUGGAGCUCACUCUCCCAUACUCUGUGGUGCGAGGGGAAGCCUUUACCCUCAAAGCCACCGUGCUCAAUUACAUGUCUCACUGCAUUCAGAUCCGAGUGGACCUAGAGAUUUCUCCUGAUUUCCUGGCAGUCCCAGUGGGGGGCCAUGAAAACUCUCAUUGCAUCUGUGGAAAUGAAAGGAAAACCGUGUCCUGGGCUGUGACCCCAAAGUCGCUGGGGGAGGUGAACUUCACAGCUACCGCAGAAGCCUUGCAGUCUCCAGAAUUGUGUGGCAAUAAGUUGACAGAAGUGCCAGCCCUUGUACACAAGGACACUGUGGUGAAGUCCGUAAUAGUUGAGCCUGAAGGAAUUGAGAAGGAGCAAACGUACAACACACUGUUAUGCCCACAAGAUACUGAGUUACAAGAUAAUUGGUCACUGGAGCUUCCACCCAAUGUGGUUGAAGGAUCUGCCAGGGCUACACAUUCCGUUUUGGGUGAUAUACUGGGCUCUGCAAUGCAAAACCUCCAGAAUCUUCUCCAGAUGCCCUAUGGCUGUGGGGAACAAAACAUGGUCCUUUUUGUCCCUAACAUCUAUGUUCUGAACUAUCUGAACGAGACACAGCAGCUGACAGAGGCGAUCAAGUCCAAAGCCAUUAACUACCUCAUCAGUGGGUACCAGAGGCAGCUGAACUAUCAGCACAGUGAUGGCUCGUACAGCACAUUCGGGAACCAUGGUGGUGGCAACACUCCGGGAAAUACUUGGCUCACUGCGUUUGUGCUCAAGGCCUUUGCUCAAGCUCAGUCGCACAUCUUUAUAGAGAAGACACACAUCACAAAUGCUUUCAACUGGCUCUCCAUGAAACAAAAGGAGAAUGGCUGUUUCCAACAGUCUGGAUAUCUGCUUAACAAUGCGAUGAAGGGUGGUGUGGAUGAUGAAGUGACUCUCUCUGCCUACAUCACCAUUGCUCUGCUGGAGAUGCCUCUGCCUGUCACGCACAGUGCUGUGCGAAAUGCUCUAUUUUGCCUGGAAACGGCCUGGGCCUCCAUCUCACAGAGCCAGGAAAGUCAUGUCUAUACCAAGGCAUUGCUGGCCUAUGCCUUCGCCCUGGCAGGAAACAAGGCCAAGAGAAGCGAACUGCUUGAAUCCCUAAACAAAGAUGCUGUGAAGGAAGAGGAUUCGCUGCACUGGCAACGCCCUGGGGAUGUUCAGAAAGUGAAGGCCUUAUCUUUCUAUCAACCUCGGGCCCCUUCUGCCGAAGUGGAGAUGACAGCUUACGUGCUUCUCGCCUAUCUAACCUCUGAGUCUUCCCGGCCCACACGGGACCUGUCUUCAUCAGACCUGUCCACAGCAUCCAAGAUUGUGAAGUGGAUCAGCAAGCAACAAAACUCCCACGGGGGCUUCUCCUCCACUCAGGAUACAGUGGUGGCUCUCCAAGCCCUCUCCAAAUAUGGAGCUGCCACUUUUACGAGAAGUCAGAAAGAAGUGUUGGUCACCAUCGAGUCUUCAGGGACCUUCUCUAAGACUUUCCAUGUUAACAGUGGCAAUCGCCUGCUGCUGCAGGAAGUCAGGCUGCCAGAUCUGCCCGGAAAUUACGUCACCAAAGGGUCAGGAUCAGGAUGUGUGUACCUUCAGACAUCUCUAAAGUACAACAUCCUCCCAGUGGCAGAUGGAAAAGCACCCUUCGCUCUGCAAGUCAACACUCUCCCCCUAAACUUUGACAAGGCAGGAGAUCACAGAACAUUCCAGAUUCGCAUCAACGUAAGCUACACUGGAGAACGACCCAGCUCCAACAUGGUCAUUGUUGAUGUGAAGAUGGUAUCAGGCUUCAUACCUAUGAAGCCAUCCGUGAAAAAGCUCCAAGACCAGCCUAACAUUCAGAGGACUGAAGUGAACACCAACCAUGUUCUAAUCUACAUUGAAAAGCUAACCAAUCAAACCCUCGGUUUCUCCUUCGCGGUGGAACAAGACAUCCCAGUAAAGAACUUAAAACCAGCCCCCAUAAAAGUCUAUGAUUAUUAUGAGACAGAUGAAUUCACCGUUGAAGAAUACAGUGCCCCUUUCAGUGAUGGCUCUGAACAAGGAAAUGCUUAAAAGUCGGAACCUAUAGAUGUCCUCAGAAGGACUCCUCCACACAUGAAGAACCAAGAAGAAAGACAGCAAGAUAAACGGAAGGGAAUUAAAAAACCAUAACAUUUAUAUGUUGAAUAAAGUUAUGACAUUUACAUCUG
Messenger RNA from Mus musculus (house mouse), 4681 nucleotides. RefSeq names its product PZP, alpha-2-macroglobulin like (gene Pzp2). The record is from RefSeq and is marked validated. Gene Ontology annotation, molecular function: endopeptidase inhibitor activity; peptidase inhibitor activity. NCBI's taxonomy places the organism in Eukaryota, Metazoa, Chordata, Mammalia, Rodentia, Muridae. Bases 57 to 4544 code for a protein of 1495 amino acids. The transcript is spliced from 36 exons. Gene Ontology annotation, cellular component: extracellular region.